Manduca sexta (tobacco hornworm) is the source of this 875-nucleotide messenger RNA. RefSeq lists its product as uncharacterized. Bases 70 to 867 code for a protein of 265 amino acids. Lineage: Eukaryota; Metazoa; Arthropoda; Insecta; Lepidoptera; Sphingidae. The record is from RefSeq and is a predicted model, not a curated record. The transcript is spliced from 3 exons.
GAUACAACUAGGCCAGCGAGGCUGUCGCACAAUAGUACAUUUAUUAUUAUUCUCAUUUGAGAAAUCGAGAUGUUUAGACGCACGGCCAUUCUCAGUUCAGUAGUUGCACGGAUGUAUCGAAUUAUUGAAUCAUUACCAGUACUACUAGCAAACUCAAAAGUGGAAUUGUCACCGCUCUUCAUAGCCUGCGGGCUUAACGACAUCAUCACGAUUUCAGCACCAAUGGUGGACAAAAAUGCUCUAUAUUACUUGACUAAACCCAAUGGAGAUGUAACAAAAAUCGAUAUACAACAACCGAGCUAUAUAAAGAGGAAACACAAUGAUCUUUAUAAUGAUGAAAUAGCAGUUAAACAUGUAAAAGCAGAUGCAAGGCCGAUCGUAACACCCCUAAACAACUACCAAAUAUUAAACGUUAAAGAUAAAAGAUUAAAUGAAUUGGAAAUGGAAGAGAGAAUUGAAUCUAGUGAUAUAGUUAUAGGUCCUUUGACAGAAGACGAUCAUGGUAAUUGGGUGUUAAGCGUUUAUCACAAGGACUUGGAUGGGAACUGGAUUGAACUGUUUCAAGUGAUUACUAUAGAAAUUGUUGAAAACGUGCCGCCGAGUCUAAGCAACCCAAAAAUAAGUCUAGGAGAUGAGUUCAGACCAAGUUUUGCAUAUCCUAUUAAAAAUUUAGAAAGUUGUGAACUCAUUGCACCGGGUUCCACGUUCGAUCGCUUUUAUACCAGAAGCAAUAUAGAAUUUGACAGAUGCGGAUACGUCAUAGACAAUGUGACGAAACCAGACGAGGGUCUUUGGACGAUCAUCGGCGUCGGAAGAAUUGUCUAUGAAACACAAAUUUAUUUAAAAAUAUUAAAUACAAUAACUUAGCAAUUAAA